Messenger RNA from Drosophila santomea, 870 nucleotides. RefSeq lists its product as uncharacterized. Gene Ontology annotation, molecular function: odorant binding. The record is from RefSeq and is a predicted model, not a curated record. Bases 314 to 847 code for a protein of 177 amino acids. Lineage: Eukaryota; Metazoa; Arthropoda; Insecta; Diptera; Drosophilidae. The transcript is spliced from 4 exons.
AUGUAGAUAUGUGGAUGCGGUUUUGGUCUUGGUCAUGGAUUCCGAUUCCGAUUCCGAUUCCUAUUCCGAUUCCUUGGGUCCACACCUGAAGUAUCCGAUCGAGACGAGAUGAGAUGUGGCAGGCGAAAAGCAAAAACCACAAAAAUAUAACAACUUGUUUACAAGCUAAUUGCGGGCGUGGAAUGUUACGAAAUUGAAAAUGUUGCUGCGUUCCUUCCAUUCCAUAUGCACAUGAUCUGAUGAUCUGAUGAUCUGCGGAUGAUCGUGAUCUAUAACAUAGUCCAGCUUUGCCAGUGCUCCGGAUGAGAUCGCCAUGGGAAUGAUGCGGAGAUCGCGGAUCUGGUUGCUCGGGCUGCUGCUGCUGCUGGAAAUGACGCCUCCUGCCAUUCCGCUGCCCAUCCGAUCCUCCCAGUCACUGGCCCUUCUGCGAGCUCGGGAUCAGUGCGGCAGGGAGCUGACUGCCGCCCAGCGUCUCCAGCUGGACAGGAUGCAGUACGAGGAUGCACCCCAUGUGCGCCACUAUCUGCAUUGCUUCUGGUCGCGGCUGCAACUCUGGCUGGAUGAGUCCGGCUUCCAGGCGCAGCGCAUUGUCCAGAGUUUCGGUGGCGAGAGACGCCUCAAUGUGGAGCAGGCACUGCCCGCCAUGAACGGGUGCAAUGCGAAAACGAGCUCUAGAGGAUUGCGAUCGCAGGCGGAGGUCGACUGGUGUUUCCGGGCCUUUGUCUGCGUGCUGUCCACUCCAGUGGUUAACAAUUGGCAAGCAAACAACAAAUGGACUAUUAGACCCAAAUGUAAGAAAAUCUGUGGAAACUUGGUUUCAAAAGUCAAAAAUCACUUUUGCUUUUGACCUAAACUGAAAUCUAGCAGGCC